UCUGUCAAACUUGUUACGUUGACGUUUUUGCGAAAAUCCUUUCUUUAUUUUAGUGGAAUUGUAAUAAACUUUACAACGGCCUCCGGUAACGGGUCACCGUCGCGGGUACAGCGGAGCGUCGACCGUGAUGUAAGGGCUCGCGGUGACGAGCACUCGCCUAUGUCAGACUCCCAGACACAGGGCCCUGAGGCCAUGACAGAAAGACGUCCAUUCUUCUACCCAGACAGCAGCAGUGAUACGGAGGAGUACAGAAGAGACGAGGAACGUCGCAAGCGGUUAUCGAAGCGCACUGGGCCGAAUAUCCGAACGCGUCCUACGAUGCCGCCGAAGAAUUUGAGCGCGAAUAAUCCUACACCUUCGACGUCUACUGCUCAGGAACCGCCAAGAAAUGGUCCGAAGAGUCAGAACCAGCUUGGAGAAGACAGGAUAACGCUCGUGGUGGAUAAUACGCGGUUCGUGGUGGAUCCGGCGCAGUUCACAGCUCAUCCUAACACUAUGCUGGGCAGAAUGUUUAGUUCUGGCCUAGAAUUCACGCACCCCAACGAGCGCGGCGAAUACGAGGUAGCCGAAGGUAUAUCAGCGACCGUCUUCCGAGCUAUCCUGGAGUACUACAGGCUGGGCAGCAUCAGGUGCCCCCCCACUGUCUCCGUGCAAGAGUUGAGGGAGGCCUGUGACUAUCUGCUCGUGCCUUUCGAUGCUAACACUGUUAGGUGUCAGAACCUUCGAGGGCUCCUCCACGAGCUAUCAAACGAGGGUGCCCGCCGUCAGUUCGAGUCCUUCCUCGAGAGGCUGAUACUCCCCCUCAUGGUGGAGUCAGCUCAGCGAGGGGACAGGGAGUGUCACGUAGUAGUGUUACUGGAUGACGACUCAGUAGAGUGGGACGAGCAAUACCCUCCGCAGAUGGGGGACGAGUACUCCCAAACCGUGCUGUCUACUCCUCUGUAUAGGUUCUUCAAGUAUAUUGAGAAUAGGGACGUAGCCAAACAAGUAAUGAAAGAGCGUGGUCUAAAGAAAAUCCGUCUCGGCGUCGAAGGUUACCCGACUUACAAAGAAAAGGUGCGGAAACGCCCCGGGGGACGAGCCGAAGUCAUUUACAACUACGUCCAACGCCCCUUCAUACACAUGUCCUGGGAAAAGGAGGAGGCGAAGUCGCGUCACGUCGACUUCCAAUGUUUUAAGUCGAAGUCGGUGACUAAUUUGGCGGAAGCGACCGCGGAUCCUGUGAUCGAGUUGGACGCUAAUAGGGUCAGGGAUGAGGAGAUCCCUGAGCCUGUUCCGGAACCUGAGGUGGAAGAGGCUCAGUGAUCAUCAGGCCGCUCCUCGAGAGCGGUCGCGCGGGUUCUAACAGGAUUACUUUGUUGGCUCUGAGGGUACCUCUAUGUGUGACGUGGGCGCAUUUACAAAAUGGCACGCUAGCUUUGAAAUCCAUUUGAAUUUCGAAUUUUAUUAGAAGCCGGAGUUGAAACAGCGAUUUGUAUUUGGAAUUCGGAGUUUGAAAUUGGAAUUUUGUGUUUUGGAGCAUUGAAACUGCGAUUUGUGAUUGAAACUCCGAUUUGUUCGAGCUUCGAAUUUUAUAUGAAACUCCGAGUUUGAAAUCGGAAUUGUGUCGUUUUAAGAUUGAAACUCCGAUUUGUAAUUAGAAUUUUGGGGUUGAAAAUGGUUUCAGGUUUUGAGGGUUGAAAUUUCAUUUUGUUAUUGGAAUUCGGAGUUUGAAAUGGAAUAAUGUGUUUGAAGAGAAGAUCUCCGAUUUUUUAUUGGAAUUCGAAGUUCGGGACUUUUGUCGCGAUUUCAAAAUUGAAAUUCAGGUAUUGGAAAAUGUAACCCACUCAUACAUAGAUAAACGUCAAAUAAAGUGGAAAAGUGUCGCGUUUAGGAGGUGAGAGACUUUUGUACUUAUACGCACAUAUUGUACGGUAUGCUUUGGUACAGUGGCGUGCAUUGAAAUGGGGUCAGUUUUACACUGGCGUGCAUAAAAUAUGAGUUAGUUGGGAUUGUUGCAAGUUUUUUGUAAUGGUGUGAUUUGUAAAGGCAGGCUAGUUUAAAAUAUUUUUUUGUACUUCCUAGCCUGGAAAGAUGGUUUGAAUGUACUUAUGGAAAAUACAAAAAAAUGUAUAAGUACCUUAAUCUAUUCCUUUGUUAGGUGACAAAUUUUUGAUAGUUAAUGGAUACUGUAUUAAUAUUUAAAUUGCAGUCUAAAUUGUGAAGUUGAUUCUGUGAUAAUAUGUCCAAGUACCCGAUUUUUAUGCAAGCCAGUGUAAACUGUACUUUGAAAAAAAAAAACCUAGUUAACCGAAAUAUACUUACGUGUUUAGAAGAACAUUUUAUUUUACGAUAUAGUUUUAUUCUAUGUCUUUACUCGUUUUUUUUUGGUGAAAUAAAAAUAAUUCUUGAAAAAAAAAACAUGUUCAAUCAUUUUGGAGUUAAUAAUGUCUUUGUUGGUAAAUGCACCACUCUAUGAUUCUUUUGAAAGCGAAAAAUAGUGUACUUUAAUGAGUACUUCAGUGAUUUAAUAUAGGUCCAAAAAUGACGCAUUUUAAUCUCAAUUCUCGAAAAAAAAAGAUUUUUUUUUUAACAAUUAUGUACUAUCGACCAAUGACAUGUAUGAUCCACUUUGUCGAAAAAAUCGUUUGAAAUUGUCAAAACAUUACUCCUUUGCGCGAAUUUCGACCUUAUUGUGUUGUUUUUGUCGAUAUUACAUUAAAAUAAAGAUAUACUCACAUCCUUUCUACAAAAACUUAAACAUCUGUUGAAAACUUGUCUAAAAAAAGUGUGCCUGGAAAACAGACAUGAUUUCAACGCCAUAAUCUGACUUAUUUUUAGACAAGUGUUCAACAGACGUUUAAAAGUUUUUGUGGUACGACGGAUAAUGUUUUUUUUAAUAAAAAUACACUUGAAAUUUUACAUAAGUGGUGCAUUAACCUAGUCUUAUGGGGGCUAUCAUGUAUUAAGUUUGCUAGAAAAAUCUUAUUAUAAAAAAAAUAUCAAAAUCUCCAAGGAACUAUCGUGCAAAACAAUUCGCUGUAUUAAUUAAAAUUAAAAACAAAAUGUACUGAAACAUUCCUAUAGAAAACUGGGCUAAUUAUUUUGCACGGCAGUGUAAGUUUUAAAUACCUAUGUUAUGCUCGUCUAAGCUGAAAUGACACAUUUAAACAUACAAGUAAUCAUUCGAUUGCUACACACUUACUAACAAUAACUGUACUAUUUUAUAUCUAUGGUCAAACCAAACUACUGAAUCAUCAUCUGCCUAGCCUUUUCCCAACUAUAUUGGGCUCGGCUUCCAGUCUCACCGGAUGCAGCUGAGUACCAGUGUGCCACAAGGAGCGACUGCCCUGUCCGACCUCCUCACACCAGUUACCCGAGCAACCCUUGGUAAGAUUGAUUGUCAGGCUUAAUGGCUUCUGACUACCCGUAACAACUGCCAAGGAUGUUCAAUGACAGCCGGGACCUACAGUUUAACGUGCCAUCCGAAACACAGUCAUUGGUAUCCAAAAUAUGUACUUAGAAAGUACAUACAAACUUAGAAAAGUUGCAUUGGUACUUGCCUGACCGUGAAUCGAUACAUACUUGAGAGGAUGGUUCUUAAUCCACUAGGCCACCACGAUUUCCCACUAACUACUGAAUGGGCAAUUUUAUAUGUAUUGCGUUUAUAUUGUGUAUGUAAAUGUGGUGCCAUUUUAGCUUAGUUGAGCUAUAGAUGCCCAACCUAUGUGUUCAGCAUCAAAAUUGUUGCGAUCUCACGGCUUGGCUAAUAUUUUAUUAUAUGGGUCGUAUCUUGUACUUUUGUAUCCUGUGGUAGUAUAUUAUUUUCCCUUAUUAAUUUUGUCAUAGAAAUCUGUACUAAUAUUGUAUAACUGAAUAUAUUGUUUGUUUGUACUCGCUUAUAUGAGAAACUAAUGGUCCGAUCCGGUCAUGUACUAGCCCAUAUUUCGAGAAAGGCUAUAUUACAUCAGUUUGGCAACUCAUUAAAUGAUUAGCCUAGCCGUGUCGUAUUUGGUUAAACAUAACUAAUACUAUAUUAUUCCUCUUACUAAGCUUUUUGUGCUUGUGUAAGUACAUUCGACAAAAAAUAAAUAAAUAUCUGUCAUUUUUUUUGUAAAGUUGUGUUUCCACUCUUAAUUAUUUUAAUAGCAAGAUCAUUUUCAUAUAUUCUUUUCAUUGAUUUUUUUUUUCCAGAAAUGGCAUAAGUAAGUUUUACAUAUUUUUUGUCGAUUGUACUUAAUCUAGAACAAUAUUUCUGAAUGUAAACACCGCAACAUUAAAAUAUAAUAAUAAUAACGAAUUGAUUAUUAUUCGUAAGACUAUUACUUGUAUUUAGAUUUUGUAAAACAACUAGAGAGUAAUUUGUACGGAACAUAUGUUAGAUUUUGUAUUAAAAUUAUACAUAUCUGCUGA
Molecule: messenger RNA, 4392 nt
Organism: Helicoverpa zea (corn earworm)
Lineage: Eukaryota; Metazoa; Arthropoda; Insecta; Lepidoptera; Noctuidae
Gene: mri
Product: BTB/POZ domain-containing protein 10
Exons: 5
Coding region: 160-1305 (381 amino acids)
Biological process (GO): positive regulation of phosphorylation
Cellular component (GO): cytoplasm
Molecular function (GO): protein binding
Source: RefSeq, a predicted model, not a curated record